Alternaria atra is the source of this 4512-nucleotide messenger RNA. RefSeq lists its product as uncharacterized. The record is from RefSeq and is a predicted model, not a curated record. NCBI's taxonomy places the organism in Eukaryota, Fungi, Ascomycota, Dothideomycetes, Pleosporales, Pleosporaceae. The transcript has 5 exons. Gene Ontology annotation, cellular component: endoplasmic reticulum. Bases 1 to 4512 code for a protein of 1503 amino acids. Gene Ontology annotation, molecular function: UDP-glucose:glycoprotein glucosyltransferase activity.
AUGCGAGCUUCAGCCUCUAUACUGAGUGCAAAAGCUCUUUUAGUGCUCAGCGCCUUCAGACACAUUGGCACACAUGCGAGCCCAAGUGUCAAUGUCGCUCUCCGAGCUUCCUUCAACCCUGCGCCAUAUCUAGUAGAGUUAUUAGAGACAGUUGCAGAAGAGAACGCAACGGCAUACUACCCUAUCCUCGACCGCGUAUCGGAGGGCUACUUCGACGAGAAGAACACAGAGCAGGAGCUAUAUACGGCCUUUGUAGACCUCCUGCGUAGCGAUGGGCACAUCAUCGAGCCUGAAGCUCUCGCUUCUUUCGAAUUCGCUCUGUCGGUCCGGUCGGCUGCGCCGCGGAUAGAAGCACAUUACCAAUUCUACAAGACGUCGGUGGAGCCAUCAUUGGUAGCCGAACAGACGAAAGCAUGCGACAUCUGGACAUCGUUUCACGGAAAGCAGUACUGUGAUGUGCAUCUGGAGGAACAUUUUGGAGAUAUCGAGAGCGAACGAACAUACCAACUACCCUUCGACCGAAUACUUGGCAACAGCUCGGCUCUUCCCGCGAUCCUCUACGCCGAUAUAACUGCUCCUCGAUUCAAGAAAUGGCACAAGACACUUAGUAAGACGGCCAAGGAGGGGAAGACGUCGUACCGUGUCAGGCACAAGCCUUCUUCCAACGCGCCGACAUCGCCACUGGUAGUCAACGGAUAUGGUGUCGAGUUGCAAUUGAAGCGCACCGACUAUAUUGUCAUCGACGACAGACAGGCCGAGCAGGGAGAGAAGAGCGCUACUCAGAAGCCGAUGGGCACUGGUCUAGGCGAUGAUGAAGAUGUGGCGGACCUUAAGCCGUUGUCCAAGGAUGAGGUAUCAGAUCUAGGUCUGAAAGCGGCCAGCUUUGUGACCCAAAGUGAACAACCCAUGGACACCCUCAUGAAGCUUGUGCAGGACUUCCCAAAGUACUCCUCCAUCAUCGCAGCCCAUAACGCGUCGGAUGAGUUUGUGGACGAACACCUGAAUAAUCGCGAGCAACUCCUUCCCACUGGGUACAACGUCAUAUGGAUCAACGGUGUACAGAUCCCAGCUCGCGAUGUAAAUCCGUACUCGCUAUUGGCACAUCUGCGACGCGAGCGAAAGUUGAUCAACGGCAUACGUAGUCAGGGUCUAAGCGGUUCUGAGGUUAUAUCUCUGUUGUCGCAUGCUUCUAUUGCGGAGACUCAGACGGAGGACGAACCUCAACGUUACGACUUCAGAGACACUACUGAAGGAGGCAAUGUCAUCCUAUGGCUCAACGACAUCGAAAAGGAUCCCAUGUACGAGGGAUGGCCGAGUGAACUCAGAGCUCUACUGCAAAGAACUUAUCCUGGACAGCUUCCAUCUUGCCGGAGAGAUAUUCACAAUGCCAUCGUCUUCGUUGACUUUACCUCGGUCGAAGAUGUUUCGACUACACUGGAUACUAUCAUGAGUCUGAUCAGGCGUGGUAUUCCCCUACGCUGGGGUAUCGUUCCUCAAACCGCCACUUCGGGGGCUCUAGAGCAGGCUAAGCUAGUCUACUAUUUGCAAGACGCAUACGGACUACCUGCUGUGAUUGAAUACCUACAAGUAUCAGCGGCGAAACCCGAUAAAGCUGUCUUUGACACAACAGUUAAAAGAACUACUCUCCUCGAAGGAAAGGAAGCGCUAGCGUUCGAUGAUGUACUCAAUUCUGAGGCUUUAGAUCAACGUAUUACAGGCGCCAAACAGUACCUGAAGCGUCUAGCAGCGGAAGGCCCAAAAGCCCCCAUCUUUGUCAACGGUGUUCCCAUUCCAGCAACUGAAGAAUGGCUCUCUACCCUCAGCCAAAGAAUCGGCAUGGAUCUUCGUCAAAUCCAGAAGGGUGUCUUCAAUGGCGUCUUUAACGACGAAAGUUGGGUUCCGCAGUACUUCUUGUUCCAGGCUGCUGCUAAGCGCAAUCCUCUUCUCAUUCCAGAGAAUGAGAAGAACAUCACACUCAUCAACAUGGCAGAGUUUGAAGAGGUUCAUGGCGAACCGUACAGUAAGAUGCCACGCAUUCAUGCUUCAGAGUCGGCUAGCAAGAGUGACUGGAUUCACAUCACCCUCGUAGCAGACUUCGAUUCUGAGGCCGGCUUUGCGUUGCUCAAUGCGGUGGCAAAUUUCCGCGAGGCCAACCCCAACGUCGAGGCUGUUCUCAUACAUAACCCGAAAGCUGGCGCGGAGCAAUCGAACGCCUCAGAAGAUCUUUUGGAAACCUACAUCAAAUCCGGUCGCAAGCUUACAAGCGAAGCCUUGUCUGAACUCCUGACCCGAGAAGCGAACUACGGACCCACUCCCGCCAACUCAACCCUAUUCUGGAAGAUUGCUGAGCCAAUCUACGACGCGUUCGGUUUGAGGCCAGGGCAGAACGGUUUACUUGUCAACGGGCGCUACGUCGGUCCCAUCCCAGAAGACUAUGCCUUUACCCAGGAUGACAUGGAGACUUUUGUGACUUAUGAGACGACCAAGCGCGUUGAGCCAUUAAACAAAGCGCUUGCCGAUCUUCAGCUUAUGGACAAGAUUGCAUCUCCUCUAGAUAUCGCCAAGAUACAGUCGCUGGUUGCGCUCUCCACCGUAUCCGACGUCCCAGAAGGUAUCUUCGAGACUGCGUCGACUCUGAGGAUGAGUACAUACAACAACUGGACUGCUAAGCACACGGCUAUCACUAGAGGGGACCAAGACAAAGCCGUCUUCCAGAUCGUGGCUUCUAUAGACCCAGCUACAGAACUGGCGCAGAAGUGGGUACCCAUUCUGAAAGCACUGAGCGACAUGAAUGGCGUACACCUCAAGCUUUUCUUGAACCCCAAGCAGAUGCUCCAAGAACUUCCCGUCAAGCGUUUCUACAGAUACGUUCUCGAAGCUCGACCACAAUUCACCCCCGAUGGAGCCGUUGGUAGUCUGGCAGCCCAUUUCACUGGCAUUCCCAAGGAGGCCUUGCUGAACCUCGGCAUGGACGUGCCACCCUCUUGGCUAGUUGCACCGGAAGAGUCUAUACAUGAUCUCGACAACAUCAAGCUCAGUACGAUCCCCGCCGGUACCAACGUCGACGCUAUUUACGGAUUGGAGAGCAUCCUUAUCGAGGGCCACUCCCGCGACACCACAAGCGGGGGUCAGCCGCCGCGUGGUGCUGAGGUUGUUCUUGCCACUGAGCGAGACCCUCACUUUGCUGAUACCAUCAUCAUGGCCAACCUUGGCUACUUCCAAUUCAAAGCCAACCCUGGAUUCUACAAUAUCAAACUGAAGAGUGGUCGCUCCCAGGAAGUCUUUAACCUUGACAGUGCAGGUCCAAUUAGCUGGGCUCCUCAGCCCGGUGACGAAACCACCGAGAUCGCCCUUAUGAGCUUCCAAGGAGCGACAAUCUUCCCUCGACUAUCCCGUAAGCCGGGCCAGGAGGAUACCGAUGUACUCGCUCCGGAGGAAUCGCUUGCCUCUGAACUAGUCGGCAAGAGCGCGCAGAAGGUUAACAAAUUCCUUGGAAAGAUGGGACUCAACUUUGACUCCGAAAAGGUCUUGCAAAAGGGUGCCGAUUUGUUCUCUGGAGGCAAAGCGACAAAGAAGGGCACUCAGGCAGACAUCAACAUCUUCUCCGUCGCUUCAGGUCACUUGUACGAGCGUAUGCUGAAUAUCAUGAUGGUCUCUGUCAUGAAGCAUACAAACCACACCGUCAAGUUUUGGUUUAUCGAGCAGUUCCUGUCUCCCAGUUUUAAGUCGUUCUUACCCCACAUCGCUGCCGAGUACGGAUUCGAAUACGAAAUGGUCACUUACAAGUGGCCUCACUGGCUACGCGGACAAACCGAGAAGCAGCGCAAGAUCUGGGGUUACAAGAUCCUCUUCUUGGAUGUCUUGUUCCCCUUGGAUCUUGAGAAGGUCAUUUUCGUCGAUGCGGAUCAGAUCGUAAGGACUGACAUGUACGAAUUAGUACAGCACGACCUCGAAGGUGCACCAUACGGUUUUACGCCCAUGGGCGACUCGCGAACGGAAAUGGAAGGCUUCCGCUUCUGGAAGACUGGCUACUGGGCGAACUUCUUGCGUGGCCGCCCCUACCACAUCUCUGCGCUUUACGUCGUAGAUCUCAAUCGCUUCCGCCAACUAGCAGCCGGUGACAGACUGCGUCAGCAAUACCACUCCCUCUCCGCUGAUCCCAACUCACUCUCCAACCUGGAUCAGGAUCUUCCAAACAAUAUGCAGUUCAACCUACCCAUCCACAGCUUACCUCAGGAAUGGCUGUGGUGUGAGACCUGGUGCAGCGACGAGGAUCUUGCGAAGGCGAAGACUAUCGAUCUGUGCAACAACCCGCAGACAAAGGAGCCGAAGCUGGAUCGUGCGAGAAGACAGGUUCCAGAGUGGAACGUGUAUGAUGAGGAGAUUGCGGCGUUGGCGAGACGUGUCAAGGGGGAGCAGAGUAGACAGGAGGUGGUGGAUGUGCAGGAAGAGGAGCAGCGGAGGGAGAAGAAGGAGAAGGAUGCUGAGAAGGAGAAGCACGAUGAGUUGUAA